UCCGCUCCUCCCAGAAGGCGGUGCUACCUGCCGGGGCAAACCACGCGGAGGGUUGUGGGGCGGACAGCUCCCCUCCGGGUGGAGACUCAUGGAGUCGGGUGGGCGGGGGACUCCAUGUCCCGGCAUGCCCCGCGCCGGGCCCGACCGGCCGCGACUCGGGGCUUGGCCCCGGCCCUAGCUCGUCGGCGGUGUAUUGGGGUACAUUGAGGCUGCAGUCGCGGUGGCGCCCGCGGGGACGGAGGUGGGAAUGAGUGAAGAGGAACAGGGCUCCGGCACUACCACGGGCUGCGGGCUGCCCAGAGCAAAUGCUGGCAGCCAACCCGGGCAAGACCCCAAUCAGCCUUCUGCAGGAGUAUGGGACCAGAAUAGGGAAGACGCCCGUGUACGACCUCCUCAAAGCCGAGGGCCAAGCCCACCAGCCUAAUUUCACCUUCCGGGUCACCGUUGGCGACACCAGCUGCACUGGUCAGGGCCCCAGCAAGAAGGCAGCCAAGCACAAGGCAGCUGAGGUGGCCCUCAAACACCUCAAAGGGGGGAGCAUGCUGGAGCCGGCCCUGGAGGACAGCAGUUCUUUUUCUCCCCUAGACUCUUCACUGCCUGAGGACAUUCCAGUUAUUCCUGCUGCAGCUGCUACUCCUGUUCCAUCUGCUGUUCCAACCAGGAACCCCCCCAUGGAGGUGCAGCCCCCCGUGUCCCCUCAGCAGUCUGAGUGCAAUCCUGUUGGCGCUCUGCAGGAGCUGGUGGUGCAGAAAGGCUGGCGGUUGCCCGAGUACACGGUGACCCAGGAGUCUGGGCCAGCCCACCGCAAAGAGUUUACCAUGACCUGCCGAGUGGAACGUUUCAUUGAGAUUGGCAGUGGCACCUCCAAAAAGCUGGCAAAGCGUAAUGCGGCAGCCAAAAUGCUGCUUCGAGUGCACACGGUGCCUCUGGAUGCCCGGGAUGGGAAUGAGGCAGAGCCCGAUGACGAUCACUUCUCCAUUGGUGUGGGCUCCCGCCUGGAUGGACUUCGGAACCGGGGUCCAGGCUGCACUUGGGAUUCUUUGCGGAACUCAGUGGGAGAGAAGAUCCUGUCCCUCCGCAGCUGUUCCUUGGGCGCUUUAGGUGCUCUGGGCCCUGCCUGCUGCAGUGUCCUUAGUGAGCUGUCUGAGGAGCAGGCCUUCCAUGUCAGCUACCUGGAUAUUGAGGAACUGAGCCUGAGCGGGCUCUGCCAGUGCCUGGUGGAGCUGUCCACGCAGCCAGCGACUGUGUGUCACGGCUCCGCGACCACCAGAGAGGCAGCUCGUGGGGAGGCUGCUCGCCGGGCUCUGCAGUACCUCAAGAUCAUGGCAGGUAGCAAGUAAAGCCCCAGCCGGACUCGGACACGCCUCCUGGCUCCCUGCUCUUCUUCCCCCAGCCCACGCAUCUGUUCAGCUCUGGUGCCCCCCUACCCUGGAGGUGCCGUCUCUACCUCUGACACAGACUGCCUGCCUGCAGGCUGAGGAGGACACCGGGCCAGCAGCCAGGGACCACGGGGCCUUGGCUGGCCCAAGAUCUGUCCUCAUGGCACUGAUGAUGAUGAGUGGGAAUGAAAUCUGGGGGCUCUCCCUGAGAGCCUGGAAUAAAUGUGCUUCCUCUUGGAUUCUUAAA
Messenger RNA from Mustela lutreola (European mink), 1626 nucleotides. It is a transcript of the gene TARBP2, whose product is annotated as TARBP2 subunit of RISC loading complex. Lineage: Eukaryota; Metazoa; Chordata; Mammalia; Carnivora; Mustelidae. Gene Ontology annotation, molecular function: siRNA binding; pre-miRNA binding; double-stranded RNA binding. Gene Ontology annotation, cellular component: RISC-loading complex. The transcript is spliced from 9 exons. Gene Ontology annotation, biological process: regulation of siRNA processing; regulation of viral transcription; regulation of miRNA processing. Bases 306 to 1340 code for a protein of 344 amino acids. The record is from RefSeq and is a predicted model, not a curated record.